AUGACGCCAAAGCCUACCAAGAGGAUCUGCCUCAAGACGCUCGCAGCCAUCUUCGAUCCUCUAUGCUUGAUGAGUCCAUUUACCGUCCGAAGCAAGAUCCUAUUCCAGGAAACGUGGUCCCGAGGUCUUCAAUGGGACGAUGAGCUGCCCGCCGACAUGAAGCGCAAGUGGGCGGAAUGGGUGACGGAGCUGGAGCGCAGUAGAGCGGUGCACCUGGAGAUGGCCUGCGGACUCGACACUGACAGUUUUCUGCGAGCAUUCCUGAGAUUCAUCGCUCGAAGAGGGAGGCCGUCUGAUAUCAUCUCCGACAACGGGAAUAAUUUUGUUGGAGCAAGUCGCGAGCUACGGAAGCUAGUCGGAGCUCUGGACCAAGAAGUGAUCAAGAGACAAACCACUCACUUCUACGUAGACUGGAAGUUCAUUCCUCCGGGAGCGCCUCAUUUCAAUGGUGGCUGCGAGGCAAUGGUAAAAAGUGCGAAGCGGGCACUACGAAGAACUUUAGAAGCCGCCAAUCUGACAGAUGAAGAACUGAUGACCGCGUUCUGCCGCGCGGAGGCGCUUCUGAACACCAGGCCACUGACCGCGGUCUCAUCUGACCCGUCUGAUGCGCCACCGCUCACCCCGGCAGCGUUCCUGCUCGGUCACACCCAGCUGGAUAUCUGCUCUGAAGACGCUGACACGACCGAGAACGCCAGAAAAAGGUGGCGUCGACUCCAGCAGCUGAACACAGAGUUCUGGCGGCGCUGGAUCAGAGAAUACUUACCAAGUCUUCAGACAAGACAGAAGUGGACGGAGAUGUCACGCAAUCUGCAUGAAGGAGAGAUGGUGCUGAUCGCAGACCCAUCGGUGCCUCGAGGCUCGUGGCCCCUGGGCAGAGUCGCCAGGACGUUCCCCGGUCAGGACGGCCUCGUCCGCGUCGUGGAGGUGAACACGCGGAAGGGUGUGUACAAACGACCGGUCACCAAGAUCGUGCGACUGGAGCUAGACAACUGA
This is a messenger RNA of Amphibalanus amphitrite, 993 nucleotides long. RefSeq lists its product as uncharacterized. Lineage: Eukaryota; Metazoa; Arthropoda; Thecostraca; Balanomorpha; Balanidae. The transcript is spliced from 2 exons. The coding region runs from base 1 to 993 and encodes 330 amino acids. Gene Ontology annotation, biological process: DNA integration. Gene Ontology annotation, molecular function: nucleic acid binding. The record is from RefSeq and is a predicted model, not a curated record.